Molecule: messenger RNA, 1499 nt
Organism: Hyaena hyaena (striped hyena)
Lineage: Eukaryota; Metazoa; Chordata; Mammalia; Carnivora; Hyaenidae
Gene: SACK1E
Product: family with sequence similarity 83 member E
Exons: 5
Coding region: 1-1488 (495 amino acids)
Source: RefSeq, a predicted model, not a curated record
AUGGCAGCCUCACAGCUGGCGGCGCUGGAAGGAGUGGAGUCGGGGACCGGGGGGCUGCCCCUGACCGAGGCCAGCCCCGGCUUCCUGUAUUCCGAGGGCCAGCGGCUGGCGCUCGAGGCUCUGCUGAGCAAGGGCGCGGAGGCAUUCGAGGCCUGCGUGCAGCGUGAGGGGCUGCAGCCCUUCCUGAGCGGGGAAGAGCAGCGGAGCCUGGUGGCGGCGGCCGAGGACUGGACAGCAUCCAAGCAGCGGCCAGACAGGGCGGCAGAGGGAGCCGUGGCCGCCGACGGGGACUCGGGCAGCCUGACCUACUGGCCCGGACGGUCAGAGGAUCUGGUGCCCACACUGCGGUUGGGCUGGCCAGAGGCCCCGGCCUGGAAGGGAAUCACCCGGGCACAGCUGUAUACCCAGCCACCUGAAGAGGGCCACCCGCCCCUCAAGGAGCUGGUGCGCCGGGAAAUCCAGGCCGCCCGCAAGCUAGUGGCCGUGGUCAUGGACAUCUUCACUGACCCAGACCUGCUUUGGGACCUGGUAGACACCGCCACACGCCGCUGGGUGCCUGUCUACCUGCUCCUGGACCGCCAGCAGCUGCCUGCCUUCCUGAUGCUGGCACAGCAGCUGGGGGUGAACCCCUGGGCCACAGAGAACCUCGACAUCCGGGUCGUGCGGGGCUGCAGUUUCCAGAGCCGCUGGCGACGGCAGGUGAGCGGCAACGUGCGUGAGAAGUUUGUGCUGCUGGACGGCGAGAGGGUCCUCUCCGGAUCCUACAGCUUCACAUGGAGCGACUCCCGCCUGCACCGAGGCCUGGUGACGCUGUUGACCGGCGAGAUUGCUGACGCCUUCAGCCGAGAGUUCCGGACACUGUACGCAGCCUCCUGGCCACUCCCGUCUGCGCCCGCCUUGGGCCCCUUCGUCAGCACUGUGGGGGGGCUGCAGCUGGCCCACAACCCCCACCGUGUGGCCCGCCGCCGCUCUGUGGCCCCCAUGUCACCGCCACUGCCUGACGGCCCACUGGCCCAACGCUUGGCCGCCUGCCGAGUCUUUGACAGACAGAGGCAGGAGACCCCGGACGCCCCAGGGCCGGCGCUGAGCGACAUCCUGAGGAGUGUCCAGCGCGCCCGGACCCCCAGUGGCCCCCCGGCCCGGCCCAGCCGCUCCCUGUGGGACCUGAGCCGCCUGUCCCAGAUGUCCGGCUCCAGCGACGGUGACAACGAGCUCAAGAAAUCCUGGGGUUCCAAGGACACCCCCGCGAAGGCCCUGAUGAGGCAGCGGGGCAAGGGAGGGGCCCCCUGGGGGGACACAGAACCCUGUCCCCUGGGCCGCUCCCAGCCCCCAGGCGGCCCCCUGCCCCUCCUCCCUGCCCGCCGCCUCCGCUAUCUGUCCCCGACCAGAAGGAGGGUUGGUGAAGACGCUGCCUCCAAACUCCAGGAUCCCCGAGGCACCCCGCAGCCAGACUGGGCUGCCCAGGCAGGACUCAGGGGGCGACCCUGAUGGGAGCCAAA